This is a messenger RNA of Cyphellophora attinorum, 1704 nucleotides long. RefSeq lists its product as uncharacterized. The transcript is spliced from 3 exons. Gene Ontology annotation, molecular function: oxidoreductase activity. NCBI's taxonomy places the organism in Eukaryota, Fungi, Ascomycota, Eurotiomycetes, Chaetothyriales, Cyphellophoraceae. Bases 1 to 1704 code for a protein of 567 amino acids. The record is from RefSeq and is a predicted model, not a curated record.
AUGUCGCAGAAGGCGCUCAAUCAAAAAGAUGGCCGCAAGAGGGUGCUCAUCGUUGGCGCAGGUGCAGCUGGCAUGGCCGCUGCAUACCACCUCUCCAAUCAUCCCGACAAGUUCGACGUGAACCUCAUCGACGCCGUGGACUACUGUGGGGGCCAGGCAUUCUCCAUGCCGCUUGAUAAAGAGAAGCAUGGCGCAAGCUGGUUCAACCAAGGCUAUCACGCCGACCCUGUCAACCUGCAAGUCUCGUUCGGCAAGGACAAGUUCUUCUGGACCAAUGUGUUCCCUACCGAAUUCAUUGCCAGCCAUCAGAAAGAGGUCGGAAGACUGAACUUCGUGCUCAAGUUCAUGCGGUACUUCGAGCUACUGUUCGCUCUCGUGCCCAUGAAGAUCUUCUUCAAGAUGUUCCUCUUCUCUACCGAGUUCACCAACGUGGUCGCAUUGCCCAUGACCGCCUUGUUCCUUGGAACAGGAAACGCAACCCCGGAAGUACCCACAAUCAUGCUGGAGCGCCUAACAACGAGUCCCACCUACGGCAUGUGGUACCCUGGCGACAAGCACAGCGUGGUCAGCAACAAGCCCGACAUGGUGGUCUUCCCCAACUUCUCCGACUUCUACGAAUCAUGGCGCAAAGACCUCGUCGCUCGCGGCGUCAACGUCCGCCUCUCCACCGAAGUCGUGCACAUCCACAAGCGAGACUCCUCCGGCGUCACCCUGUCCCUCAAGAAGCGCACACCCGCCCCAGACGGCCACAACCCCAACAGUUGGGAGACCGGCGACCGGGACGCACCCCUCUUCGAAGAACAAUACGACGAAGUCAUCCUUGCUUGCCUCAGCGACACCAGCAAACGCCUCCUCGGCAAGACCGCCUCUUUCCGCGAGAAGAAGGUCCUGGGCACAGCCAAGUUCUCCGACGACAUCACCAUCACCCAUAACGACUCCGAGUACAUGAAGAAGCACUACCAGAAUUUCUACGACGAGAAGCUGGCAGUUAAGUCCCUAUCAGGCAAGGAUCAAUCCUCUCGUGUGGACUGGGCGAAGAAGAAUUUCCGGCCCAUGUACUACAUUAAGAUGUACGAUCAGGACCAGUCCAAGCUCGAGAUGUGCUUUGACACCACGAACUACCAAUCUCAAUUCCCAGAGCAUGUCCCAUUCGAGCAGCACGUCUUCCAGACGAUCUACCUCAACAACGACCGCGACCGAAAGCUAUGGCCGAUCGACGAGAUUGACGAGUCCAAAAUCAUCCGUAAGGACUGGUGGCAUCAGCUAUGCCAUAGCUGGACGCACUACGCGUUCGUGGUGCCGCUGAUGAUGUUCCUGCAGGGCAAGAAGCAUAUCCGCUACGCCGCGUCGUGGACACUGGUCAAUGCGCACGAGGUCGCUAUCUUGUCGGGCAUUGCUGCUGCCGUCGACUUAGGCGCAGAGUAUCCUGAAGAUCUGGAGCACGAUAAGUUCGCAUUCUUGUGCUUCAGGCUGUACUACCUGUUGGCGUAUGGGAAGUGGUAUAAGCGCAGGUUCCAGGGUAGCACGAGCCAGAAGGCGAAGGAUGGUCAGAGCUGGGCGAAUGGGAUUUAUGGGAGUGAUUAUCAGGGACCGGGGUUGAGUAAGGAGGAGAGGAGUUGUUGGAAGCAGGAGAUGAAGGUUGGGAGGAGUACCGGAAACUUGGCGGAUGCGUAUGGGUAUAAGGAUGGGAGGAGUCAGCCUUGA